GUUGUUAUGUGCAUUGCAAUAAUAUUGCAUUACGACUACCUCCGAUCUCCGACACUUGUACUAUAGCAGCUGCAGGACGUAGCAUAAUAUUAUUAUUAAUAUUAUCGAGUAAAAGCGUCGCACGCACUGACGCGCGCCGUAAGCUCGUCUUCUCAACUUCACGGUCACACACACUCACACACACACACCGUGACUGUGUGCCGUCCGUCGCCAGUACACACGAACAGUUGUGCGUUGUGCGGUCGUCUCGAUGACGAUGUCCGUUGAUGACGGAGUCCCGUCGGCCGUAGCGAUUCGGUAGGACUGCGCCAAGACCGUGAGUCCCGUCGUAACCGCGACAGCCCGCCGACGGCAGUACAAUAUAACGUCGUCGUGAUCGUCUUUUUUUCCGAGUUCAUACCACGGCAGUAGUUCCUUUUCCGAGCGUCGAGCCCGCCCGUCGAGUGAACGGCGACGGAGGAGGUCGCCUGUCGCGCGCGUCCGCGUCGUCGGUUCAAGGCGAACCGGCUGCAGUCGUCUGUGUUUUUAAACGGCCAGUAGGUCGCUCGCAGCGGACCGCUCACAGUCUCUGCACGACGGCAGAGCGACGAUCAUGGUCGGCGGCAUCGUCUGAUCGUCGCGUAUCUCGUUCGUCAGCGGCGGCGCGAGAGUGGACCGCGAGUGGCGACCACAACGACCGACGCACCACCCGGGGGUUGUGCGGCGCGGCGGCGGUGUCGGCUACGACGUCGACGUCGGCUUCGUGACAUAACUCAGAUCGACCGUCUUGUUCUUCCCCGGCGUGACCCGGGUGCUCGUUGCCGGUUGGAUUUCUUCCGUUGAUUGUCGUGGACAACCAUCACUCGUACUCGGCAUACCACUGCACUCGAGCAGUGAAAAGAGACUGCAUUUGGUAACUAACCAAAUUAAUCAUCAUCAACAUUGUUAUGUUUACGGCGGCACGGCGUUGCGUUUCUAACGCCUUGUCUGGUGUGUCAAUUUGUGGCUGUAAUCGACACAGCCCUAAUACAAUUGCUGGUUGUUACAUUAGGAAGCUAACUAGAACUGCCAAUAGUAACGGUGGUGGCUUUAAAGCUGUUGUCACUACAGCUCUUCUAUUCAUCAUGGGUGCUUUAUACUGUUUAUACGGUACUGGUGGAAGUACAGGUAGCACAGUUACACCUGUUGCUUAUGGUCAACAAUCAUUAGGAAGCAGUGAUUCGAUAAUCGGGAUGAAUCCAGAUGCGAUUGCAGACGUAGCAGCGAUGACUGGUGGAAAUUCACACACAAACCUGGGGUGUGGUGGCAACAACGGUAAGAAGCGACGGAGAAAACAGCAAAAGAUAAAACCACCUAGUGGUGUGGUGACUGCCGCUGAUAUGUAUGAGCCCGGAUUCCGCAUACGAAACGCAGGCCUCUGUUCAACUAACACUCGGUUAUUGGUACUGAUCACUUCAGCAGCGGCUCCAUCGCACUCUCAAAAUCGACAAGCCAUUCGUAUGACAUGGAUGAAUCGAUAUGGACCAAGUGUGAGUAUGGCGUUCCUAGUGGGUACACCACAAAUGUCUGAGACCGAUCCAGUGGCUCGAGUGCUGGAGGCCGAAGAACUAGCGCUAAAGACCCGUCUAAAUCAGCAUGAUAUCAAUAAUAACAUCAAACUGAAAGAAAAAGCCAAUUCUAAGCCAUCAGCAGCUGUGAUCCCUGCAGCGGCAGAUACGGUGGUAGAACCAUUGAAGAAUGAUGCUCCUGGGCCUUCCCGAUUUUUGCGAGACCGAGAACCAAAUUCUGGAGAAGGCUUAGAUGCGCAUGCUAUGCAUGGACUAAACGAAGCAGAGCGGGCAGUGCAACGAGUAUUAGGGCGAGAAUAUGGUCGGUAUGGUGACUUAGUUCAGUGCCAAUCUCGAGACACUUACACUAACUUGACCUUGAAAUCUAUCGCUGCUCUCGAAUGGACUCGUCAAUAUUGUCCGUGGGCUCGGUAUCUAUUAAAAACAGAUGACGAUAUGUUCAUCGACGUACGUAGGCUAUUGCGGUUCAUCAACAAAGUAGAAACCGAAUCUGUUACGGAAUCCAGUGUCAGUGGACUUCAUCCUCGCCCCCUUGAACCCGUACAUGACCCAUACGAAUUAUUCACCCUAGGUGCGGAUAUUUUUGAGUCUGGAGCCACCCCUAGUUUUGAUAUUGAACUGCCGCCUACCAUAUGGGGACGGCUAGCACACGGGUGGCGCCCGAUUCGACAACAUAACAGUAAAUAUUAUGUUUCUCGUACGCAAUAUACUGGUCGAGUAUAUCCCGAUUUUUGCACGGGGCCCGCAUACCUUAUGACUCGGUCGGCAGUUAGCCCUUUAUACGAGGCGGCAUUAGGCAAAGAUUUUGACGUGGUUGAUGAUGACGACGAAGAUGGUAAUCAGGAAAACAAAAAAAAUAUGAACGAAGAAGAUGAAGGUCCUGAAGUCAAAACAUAUUUAGGAAAAGACUGUGGCGAUGGUAAUCAGACUUUAGAUGAUGAUGAUAAAGCAUCAGCGAAUGUAUAUGUUAGCAAAAAUACCGUGCCAUACUUGAAACUUGAAGAUGUAUACUUAACUGGAGUAGUGGCAGAGCGACUAACGCGCCGGGCAACCGAGCGACAGGCGCGCCGAGAGCUCAAAGAAAAAGAAAGACUCGCUUCAAGUAACAAUAAUCAUAGCCAAAAAUCAAAUGAUGGUAAAGUAGUGACGAAUCAUAGUCACAGUGAUAGUGGUAAAAAUACGAGACUGAAAACAACAGAUAUAAUUGUGAAGGUGAGACGAAUCCAUGAUGAUCAAUUCGCAAACAAGAAAAUCACUGGUCGCGCAUUGGAUCGAGCUGUGUGCAAUGGUCUAAGCCCAAGCGAUUCUGUUGGUACUAAUAAUGGAAGCGGUGGAUUUAGUUGGUUCCGAUGGUAUUGGGGUGAUACUGCGUUGGACAAGGACAUAAAAAAAAAGAAAAAAGAUCAAGGAGUAAUUUCCUUGCACAUGGUUAAGUAUUACGAGCAAUUUGAAUUAUGGCGACGGCUAAUGGACGGUAGGACUAAGUGUAAGUCUUAACCCUCGUUUUCUAUGAAUUUGUGAAUUUUUACUUUUUUACCUUAAGGCAACCGUAACUAUAGCUUCUAUGUAUAAUAUAAACGCAGCAUAUACAUAGUCUCCCAGAUUAUUCUUUUUAUACUUUUUCUCAGCUCGCGAUUUUCUCAAUAUUUAUUUUUGUAUUGAUGACUUAAAAUUUGUCCCUUCCGGCUUCCAAUAAUUUUUUUACCGUUACUGAUGCCGGUAAAAAAUAUUUAUACAUAAGUGAAGUAAUUAAACCUAAAUAAUUAGAAACUAUUUUUACAAAUUAUGUAUUAUUUUUGUUCAUAUAAUAUAUGUUUGUAUAAUGUAUAUGAACACUGAACAGAAUGCAAUAAACAUUUAUUUAUAUCUGAUUAGGCAUCCAUUUUGAUUCCUAGUUAUGAUUAUGAUAUGAAUAUUAUCAUUUUUAUAUCCCUAAGUGAUUUAUUUAUUUAUAUGUACCAUAUUACCAUUCAGUUCUCUGUAUUAAAGUAUUAUUGUUGUAACAAAAUCAUAAACACUUUAGAAUAUAUAUUAUAUUUUUCAUUGUUAUCAUUAAGUACAAUCCUUUUUAGUAGUCCCUUUACUAAUAAUUUUUUUUAUUUAAGACUUAUGCCUUGACGCAAAAAUAACUCGUACAAACAAUGAUAUACUAUUAUGUUUAUACAUAUUUCUUUUUUAUAUCUACACCUAUUUUUUUUUUUGUACCAAUGUCAGGCUCACUAUUCCAUUUAAUGAACAAAUAAAACCCCACAACCAUUUAUAGAAUUAUUUUAUGUUAUACAUUUUUUAUUUUAUAUGAUAUAUUAGAUAUUUAUAUUUAUAUAGUUGACAAAUUGUAACAAAAUUUAUUUUAUAGACUAAAUAUAUAUGUAUGAAUGGUAUGUUUUAUUCAAAUGUAUAAUUUUUAUGCAAUAAAUUAUUUAAAAAUGGUCGCGAUAAUCAAAUUAUAUUAUAUGUAACUAUAUUAAAAUAGUUAAAAUUUUAAGAAAAAACUAAAUUUAAACUUAUAUUUAUAUUAUACUCAUUCAUUGAAUCUGUAUUAAUGUAUAAAUUAUAUACUUACAUAUGUUAUAUUUUGUGCUUCUCACAACUCACAAGUUAGGUUGUAAUAUUUGUAGGAAAAAAAAUAUUUUUAUUUUUAAAUACUAAAUACAUAACAUUCAUAAUGAUACAUCAUGAUUUAUUUAUAUUUUGGUUAUUUUUGAUAACUCUGUUAUCGUUUUAACAAAACAUAUUAAUGCUCAAGAGAUUUUACAUUUUAACUGAAAAAUCAACAUUUUUAAACUGUAUACUAUGUUUAAGUUUUGAUUGUACAUUGAACCACUUGCCCUUACUUCCGGGAAUCCUUAAAAUAAUGUCUACUAAAAAUAUCAAACUAUAGUUUUUUUAAAUUUAUUAUUAUAAUCUUUUUUAUUGAUUAUAAAAUAUAUUUCAAUUUAUAUUUUUAUAA
Aphis gossypii (cotton aphid) is the source of this 4497-nucleotide messenger RNA. RefSeq lists its product as uncharacterized. Gene Ontology annotation, molecular function: hexosyltransferase activity. Bases 927 to 3044 code for a protein of 705 amino acids. The record is from RefSeq and is a predicted model, not a curated record. The transcript is spliced from 3 exons. Gene Ontology annotation, cellular component: membrane. Lineage: Eukaryota; Metazoa; Arthropoda; Insecta; Hemiptera; Aphididae.